This is a messenger RNA of Mercenaria mercenaria, 2337 nucleotides long. RefSeq names its product tumor necrosis factor ligand superfamily member 14-like. The coding region runs from base 30 to 983 and encodes 317 amino acids. Gene Ontology annotation, molecular function: tumor necrosis factor receptor binding. Lineage: Eukaryota; Metazoa; Mollusca; Bivalvia; Venerida; Veneridae. Gene Ontology annotation, biological process: immune response. The record is from RefSeq and is a predicted model, not a curated record. Gene Ontology annotation, cellular component: membrane. The transcript is spliced from 5 exons.
GCCACAGCUAGCUGAUUAUUGAAAAACCAAUGUCUAUUUAUAUCAACAACGCAAUUUCGAGACUAUCGAAUAUGGCGGACACUAAAAGCCACGAGAAGGCAAAAAUGUUGUAUGAAAAGGAUAAUAUUGAUGCCGAAAAGCACACAAGAAAGCCUACAAAAAAGUCAACAAUAUAUGUGGUAGUAGGCCUAAUACUGCUGAAUCUUGUUCUGAUGACUACAUUGAUAACCCUUGUUGUGAAAUGGCGAGUGGCCAGACAAAUUGCUCUUGAACCACGUGAACAAACAGUGUGUUUGGCGUGUCAAGAACUGGGUCUGUUCGAUGAAGAACUACCAGAAGAAGUGAAGGGGAAAAUAUCGAGAAAACGAAAGGAAAAGUCAGAGGAAUUGGUUUGCUGCGGGUACACAAGUAGUGUACUUGAACGGAUGGUAUCUGAGGCAAUAAAGCAAAGAGGCACAGGAGUUAAAUCAAGUUUAUAUCCAUUAGUAUCAAAAGAAUGCAAUUACACCACAAGAAUUCUUCCUUCUGCUCAAGUGAAUGGAAUAUCUACGACUGAAAUGGAGAAUGAAGGUGUAGGGGAUAUAAUUCACUGGGAAACAUCCGACAAGUCAUUUCUGAAAGGUGGUAUCACCUACAAGGAUGGAAAACUGACAAUAAAGGAGCCGGGCUACUAUUAUGUAUUUUCACAAAUUAUGUUAAGAAACGUUCAGAAAACCACGCCGAAUUUGGUCACAUACGAAGAAAACCCUACACAUCUAGAUCACUACAUGCACCACUAUUCCAGGAAGGAUGGAACUACGCGAAAGAUUCUCGAAGCCUCAAAGUCAUUGUGUGAAAUGCCCUCUGCGAAUGAUGAGACUACAAGUACUAUAGGAGCUGUGUUUUACUUGGAGAAACACGACGAGGUAUUUGUGAACACAUCGCACCCACAAAACCUUGUACCGAGCCAGGAGGGCAGCCAUUUUUGGUUGUAUCUUACAUGAACAAACUACUGCAAUCAUGUAAUGAAUGAUACUUAUAUACUAGAUGUUUCUGCUGAAUGCAUGAAACGUGUUUACAUGUGUGCAUAUUACCUUAAAGAACGACACUGCAACUGGUUUUCCUUAUUUUAAUAUACAUGGUAUAUUAUGUUGUUACGUGUCAUCAUUUUGUAACUGAGCUUGUGUUAAUUUCUUAAAGUAAAAAGCAUAUAUCCUUUGAACCUUUCCAAUAUAUGCACUUUGUGUGGAAAGAAUUUGCUCGUAACAACUAGUAACUUAUGUCUUUUUGCUUUAUAUUCGUUGCUGUUAAUUCAUUUUCUUUACAUUUAUAAUAUGCAAAAAAAAUUCUUUAUAUUGGGAUGAUAUUUCAUAGUUAGGAAAAAAAAAAGAUACGUUUUAGAGUAGCUGUAUACAUUAUAUUAGUUAUCUUUAAAUAUGCUUGUCAAGUCUCUGAUGGGCAGAAAACAGUAUAACGACUAAUAUCGGCAAUAUAACUUUACUCAUCAAAUAAUCAGUGUAAAGGAAUCUUUACAUUUAUAAACUAGAAAUGCGUCCAUAGGACCCAGAAGCGCCUAUAGUAUGAUGUUACGAUAUGAAAUUGUGAGUUUUGUAAUGGCACUUUGACAAUAGAACACGUAUAUUAAACUUACGGACUGAAACGGAAAUAAAUAUCUUUAAUAUUUCUUUCAUCUUUAAAUGACUAAAUAUUUCAUCCUCUUGUUUAGGUGAAAGUUUGUACCAAGUUAUUUGGAUGUCUUCCUAUGUAUGAAACAUCUUUGACCUCUAGGUGUUUAUAUAAAAUAGAAAUAUAUCCCAAACAGAGAUUUCAUUUGUCUUUGAAUAAAAUCAUUGUGUUGAGUUCAGAUGCGAAGAAAUUAUAUCAUAAUAAUAAAAUAAUACACAUCUGAACGACAAACAAAGAUUUUGUUCUAGAGAACAUCACUGUUUUAGAUAUUUUAUUUCGAUUUUGACACGAUAAUAACGAUUGCUAUGUACAUUUUGGCCAACAUCCCCCAAAUUUUUGUAUGUUUUGCAUAGUUUCUUUUCCAGCGCACCGCUAUGACGUUUGAUGCUAUGACGUAUGACGUUUGAUGCUAUGACGUAUGACGUUUGAUGCUAUGACGUUUGAUGCUAUGACGUAGUAGUUCCUACACAUUAUGAUUUGUUAGACAAUAACACCCCAUUUCAGCCUUCUUUGUUUAAAGGAAAAUAAACCAGGCUGUGUUAGAAUUUACAAUAAAUAACUAGUAUAUAUGACGGAUAAGUUCAUAAUAGGAUUCUACAAAUUUAUGACAAAUAAAUGCACUUUUGUUUGUUUCUUUUGUAGAAUUUAAAAAAUAAAAAUGUAGAUUUGAUA